Molecule: messenger RNA, 975 nt
Organism: Striga asiatica
Lineage: Eukaryota; Viridiplantae; Streptophyta; Magnoliopsida; Lamiales; Orobanchaceae
Source: the annotation of a GenBank genome assembly
UCGAAAAAAUUUCGAGGUGUCAGACAACGCCAUUGGGGUUCUUGGGUGUCAGAAAUUCGCCACCCUUUGUUGAAGAGAAGGGUUUGGCUCGGGACAUUCGAGACGGCCGAGGAGGCCGCGCGGGCCUACGACGAGGCGGCCAUUCUAAUGAGCGGUCGAAACGCAAAAACAAACUUCCCUCAAGAAAUGGGCUCCGUCAGCAAUGCCUCCACGUCAUCCUCGUCAUCAUCGUCCACGUCAUCGCUGACAGCAGCAAAAGCGGCUUCUCUCUCCUCCAUCCUCAGCGCCAAGCUCCGUAAAUCGUGCAAGUCUCCAUCUCCUUCACUCACCUGCCUAAGGCUCGACACAGAAAGCUCGCAUAUUGGUGUAUGGCAAAAACGGGCCGGGCCGAGAUCCGAGUCCAGCUGGGUCAUGACCGUCCAGCUCAGCACCAACAACAACAACAAUAAUAAUAUUGAUAAUGUUAAUCAGAGUCCGCCAGUUGUGGUGGCCGGAGAAGAAGAAAAUUCGCCGGAGGUGGCGGCGGUGAGAGAAGGGAUUGACGAGGAAGAAAGGAUUGCGUUGCAGAUGAUUGAGGAGCUUCUCAACAGGAACUGAUUAAUUAAUUAAUCAAAUCAAGAAUUAUUUUACGUGGUAACUAUAUAUAUUUAUAUAUAUAUGUGCAUUUUCAUUUUUUAUAUUUUAUUUCAUGGUACUAUUAGGUUUCGUAUAUUUUGUUUGAAUGGAUUUAUAUAAAAGGUAUUAUGCGAUACGUUUGGGGUUUAUUGUGGUCUCGAUUUAGAUAAAAAUAAAAUAAGCGGUAUUUAGCCACGAGAGGUCAACUGUCUAUAAUUGUGUGGUAUAAUUUGUGUACGUGUAUGUAAGUGGGGCUGAAAAAUAAACAAAUGUAUGUUGUUCGAGAAAUUUGGUAUUGUGAAAGUGGGAUUUGGUAUGUGAUUGUGUAGUGGGAUUUGCUUGUUAUGGAGUAUAUAUUUG